AUGCAAUUUGGUCUCAAGUUCUUCACUCUGCUUGCUCUCGUUGCGCUCGUUGGCUCUACUUUAGGACAACCUGUGGCCAAUGAGCAAGCUGCUGGUGAACCUAUCUUGGUAAAGCGAUGGACCCAAUGGAAUCUAAGCUGGGGCCGACAACCGUUUCUCCGAAAUAACCACUGGGCAUUGGGUACUCAAGCAACUCCAUGGGCAAUCGGUUUGAUAAACAAUCAACCUGUCGGUUGGCACAAUGGGUGGUACAACGUACCCCUAAACGUAUUCCCCAAUGGUGUGCUGCCUACGAACCAAAGAGAAUCAGGUGCGUGGAAGGUUCUGAUAAGAACAGAGAUCAAGAAUCAGUCUUGA
Melampsora larici-populina 98AG31 is the source of this 357-nucleotide messenger RNA. RefSeq lists its product as uncharacterized. The record is from RefSeq and is a predicted model, not a curated record. Bases 1 to 357 code for a protein of 118 amino acids. Lineage: Eukaryota; Fungi; Basidiomycota; Pucciniomycetes; Pucciniales; Melampsoraceae. The transcript is spliced from 3 exons.